AUGAAAAUAAGGAGACACUCGUCACUUUGCUAUCAGGAUUCAUCUCUGUACAGCACAGGACGUAGACCUUGAAUUCAUGUUGGAUUGUAUUUUGAUCGUGGCAAGUUAUACAUAAAUGUAGCAAAACCUACCAUAAAGUGCAUUGUUGUCGAGUGAAAUUAUGUUCAUUACGGUAAGGCUAAAACGAAACUAGCUUUACGUUGCGUUUCCAAGAACCAGGAAAUAUUGGAGAAGAUACCCCGUAUAAGAACUUUACACCCACCCACUUUUACACACUGAUUUUCUGGGACGUUUCGUGAGACGUCGCUGAUAAAGAAAGUAUAACCAACACUGAGUUGUUUCUGGAAAGGAUAUUCAUAAUUAUGUCUUUGUUGGACCUUGCUUUUGUGAUGGACUGCACGGGCAGUAUGGAUUCGUAUAUUGAUUCUGCAAGAGAGAACAUCAGGCAUAUAAUUGAUCAAAUAUCCUCUGCGGGUGGGAGAAGUGUCCACUUUGCUUUAGUUGAGUACAGAGACCAUCCACCACAAGACAAAUCCUUCAUCACUAAGCCGCAUAACUUCACCUCCCAGAUCGCAAAUAUGAAAUCGUGGUUACGUGACUGCUCAGCCGACGGUGGUGGUGAUGAACCAGAGGCCGUGGCUGACGGACUACAAGCGCUGUUGACUUUCUCCUGGAGAAGUAGUGCGACUAAAAUAGCCGUGCUGAUUGCUGAUGCACCACCACAUGGACUUGGAACUGAUGAGGACGGAUUCCCAUUGGGCUGUCCUCUCGGGCACGACCCCUUUAAAGUCACAAAUAAACUCGCAUCUCAAGAAAUCACUCUUUAUGUCGCUGGCUGCGAACCAAGCAUAUCACCCUACAAGGAUUUUUUCACUGGAUUGGCUUACAUUACUGGGGGUCAGUAUGUUCCUCUUGCGUCUGCUAACAACCUCGCCAAGAUCAUUGUUUGUGGUGCUGAAGAGGAGAUGUCACUGGAACAUCUGAUGAAGACAGAGGUUGGUGCAGCCAUGAAACAGUUACAGGACGCAGGUGUUGAAUUCGACGAAGACCUAAUGGAGUUACACCUCUCUGCAGAAAUGGCCAGGAAAGGUAUUACAACAAAGAAGUUGAGACGAAACAAUGCCAGUAUGGGAGAUGUGAGUGAUAAGGCAAAGGUCAUUUCCCAGAUGGCCGACUUGGCAGAGUACAGGAGAACGGAUCUCACAUAUGCUCGCCCUGCUUCCGUGGCCAGUGCUGCUGUAGGUGACGUGUUUGACGUGGAGGAGAGUGAGGUAGAUUACGCCCAAGUCCAGAGAAUGGUACAGAAGUCCAAGAUGAGGAACAAAGCACUGUUUGAGGAUUGACAUGUAACUGGGAAUUGAAUCGGACAUGAUUUUGGUUACAAAAGCUUCAAAUUUCCUCCACUGGUCUACCAAAAAAGUGUUCAAAGCUACACCAAGGUCUUGAAUAUUGUAACAUCGAUGAAACAACUUUGUCAACACUUCUAUUUGAAAUAUCAACAACAAAUGCAUUGAGUAUAUAUAUGCGUGCAAGUAAGUCAGUACUUGCAUUAUACACUUUUCAAACCAAUUCACCUACGUGUUAAAAACGGAAGGCCAGGCUCAUUGAAACUAUUUUGGAUAAUGAGCUCUGAUACAUCAGGGGUCAUCUGUCUUCAGGUAUGACGCCAAUAAGUGUGACUAAUUGCUUAUUAUGAUGUCAAAGUGUAAAAUACAUGUCUGAGUGGUCAAUGUUUGUGUUAGCUUGAAGAUGCGCUGCUAAUUUUCAUAAAAGCAUAAAAUGUUAUAACUUGGUAGUUCUAGAUAAAUUUAAUUGCUGCAAUAGUUUAUGUAUAAGUGAUUAUGGUGAUCGACAGAUCUAUUAAACAUUGUAAAGUUA
This is a messenger RNA of Haliotis rubra (blacklip abalone), 1878 nucleotides long. RefSeq lists its product as uncharacterized. Gene Ontology annotation, cellular component: cytoplasm. Gene Ontology annotation, molecular function: protein serine/threonine kinase activity. Bases 363 to 1343 code for a protein of 326 amino acids. Gene Ontology annotation, biological process: peptidyl-threonine phosphorylation. Lineage: Eukaryota; Metazoa; Mollusca; Gastropoda; Lepetellida; Haliotidae. The transcript has a single exon. The record is from RefSeq and is a predicted model, not a curated record.